UGCAAAAUGCAAUGCAUAUAAAUAAUACUAAUAAUUAUGAUGUUAGCUUCAACAAUUUAAAUCUCGAUAUAGAUUCCCCUAAAAAUUCUACAUUUGAUGGAAAUAUUAAAUCGAAGUCCAAAGAUCAAAAUAAUCAAAAAAUUUCAAAUAGUAAGGCAAAUCAUAACGGAAAUUUUCAUAAUUAUUCCAAGUAUGGUGAAUUGAUAUUAAUUGGUUACAAUGGCUCAUUAUCAUCCUCUGCAACAAACUUUGAUCUCUACCCUAACAAUGGCUCUUCAUUCCACCAUCCUUUUCAAAAUAAUGGAGACCGUGGGCGCAAGCGUAGUAGGUUUGAAGUGGCGGGCCAAGACGGUCGGCCUGACGGAGUGGUUUUUGGAACGCGCUUACGUGAUAGUAGUCGUGCACGAGCCUUGCUAGCUCGAACUGAUGCAUAUUCUGUGUCUUACACCUUCGUCGGCCAGGCACCAAAUGGAAAUGAGGAAGGGUCAGACGAUAAAAUGUUAUUGGUGGUAGACGAAUAUCGGCCGGAUCCAUCUCUCGAUAUGUUUCAAAUAGGCCGGUCCCCGGAAAAACCGAUCGAUUUUGUUGUUUUAGAUACCCUUUAUCCUCACAGAUUUUCUCCACAAACACAACAUACAGACCAUCCAAAGAAUAAUUCAUCACACGUAAAUUGUCCAGGGCCACGGCGCUUGCGCAAUGGUGAUCAGAUUAUUUUACCCUCUAGUGCUAUGGCACAGCCUCCAGCUGAAAGCGUCAUUUCUAGGUUCGCGUGUAGGCUUACAGUAGGACGACACCCUCCUAACCCAAUACGGGUUUACGCUGCUGGAUUCGAUUCCGGCCGUAACAUUUUCUUGGGGCCUAAAGCUGUGAAAUGGCGCAAGGGAGACGAUUUAGUAGACGGCUUAACUACCAAUGGCAUCCUUAUAUCUCACGACACUUCAACUUAUCAAACAUCACCAAACUCUAUAGAUGGCGUUAAUAAAGGUAGGGAGUGGUACGAAGUAUCGGUGGAGGGUCGACUUUACUCUUUGAGAUCACCUCAAGCCAUGAACACUUGCGGAAAAUUGAUCGAUUCUCAAACAAAUCUCCUCUCAGACUGGUCCCUCAUAGACAUAUGCGGGGCCACUUUACUAUGGCGAUCUAUCCAAGGUCUAAGUACUUCCCCUAACUCUAAAGACAUAGAAGGAUACGUGGAGAAGCUCAACGCUUGUAAACCUCAAUGUCCUGUAAGGUUAUCCACUCUCAUUGUGCCUAAGAAAAAUUCUCAAAACUAUAACAAAACCCCUUCUAAUCAGCAGAAUAAAACUUCUGAAAAUUGUGCUAACUCGGAUAAUAGAGCUUACGUAUACCUGAAAUGUGGGCACGUCCAAGGUUUACAUCAAUGGGGCAAGCAGGGCGAUCACAACAGGAAAUGUCCUAUAUGCCAAAAAAUAGGUCCCAUUACCGCUCUCUACCCAGGUUACGAAUCGGCGUUUUAUCGAAGCUCCUCCCCUUUGACACACUCUUUUGACCCUUGUGGUCAUUUGACGAACGAAUCAACCGCUAAAUAUUGGUCAGAAAUCAAUAUCCCAUCAGCCGAUUUCAAAAAAGUUUGCCCUUUUUGUGCCACAGAACUAGCUAACCCCGGUUAUAUAAAACUCCAUUUUCAAGGCGAAAAUUGAACAAAUUUUAACGAUUUUCAAGAAUGUUUAAAAUAUGUGAAUUUUAGAGUUAUUUAUGAAACCCAUAUUUGCUUAUGUGACUUUUUUGUUAUCGUUUUUUUUGCAUUUAUUCACAAAAUUAACUCUAAAACUUCAGAAAAAGUCAUAUUUAUGCCACCAAACUAGAUAACCCUUUUUAUAAAAUAAGAUGCUAAUUUUUUGUCAAUUUCUAAGAUAUCCCCCGGUUAAUGUAAAGCCAAUCUCUUUCAAGGUUAAAAAUGCAUUUAAUUUGUGCGAGUGAAUCUUGAGGCUCUGUUGUUUUUGCCUGUAUCAUACAACUGUAUUAACUUUAUCCCAUAGAAUUAGCUAGUGUCGUUAAACGGCUAGUUUUGAGCCGAUUUUAAAAACGGCUAACUCAAAAUUUUACCCAGAAAAAUAUUAAGCAAGCCUGAAGAUUUUGUUCAUGGAAGGCACAAAGGUCUAGGCAUAUAUUAAUCAAAUUUUGAGGUUUAGGCAAUAUUUGUUUUUGCAGAAGUAUUGAGACAGCCGUUUUUAAAAAUCGGCUCAAAAUGAGCCGUUUAACAACACUAGAAUUAGUAAUCCUUAGAUUUUUUUGCCAACCUACUUAUGUUUACUCAUUCUUCCGUUUGGAUAAGUUUUUGAAAUAGAAAAAUUAUUUCUGAAAUACAAACAAUUGCUAUUUUCUGGUCCACCAUUAUUUUUGUAAAAAAAAUAUUGUUUAUUUGAAUUCAUUGAUUAAGAAGUUUUACCAUCUUCAAAUUACAUGACUUUCUUCUGCAACUUAUGGAACUGUUUUCAAUAACAAUUAUUUAUAGCUAUUUACUCUUUCAUAUGACACUCUUAUUAAAUCUGGUUAAAUCAAAGCUUUGAACUGUCAUAUACUAUUUUGUAUUAUUCAUGGCAUUUAAUGUUCCUCAAAUAUUAUUUAUAAUAUAUUAUUCUUGUAUAAUUUUAUAACAAUUAAAGGUAUACGUAAAUUAUAUAUUU
Messenger RNA from Gordionus sp. m RMFG-2023, 2648 nucleotides. Its product is annotated as E3 ubiquitin-protein ligase pellino homolog 1-like. Bases 12 to 1661 code for a protein of 549 amino acids. Gene Ontology annotation, biological process: regulation of Toll signaling pathway; protein polyubiquitination. The record is from RefSeq and is a predicted model, not a curated record. Lineage: Eukaryota; Metazoa; Nematomorpha; Gordioida; Chordodea; Parachordodidae. Gene Ontology annotation, molecular function: ubiquitin protein ligase activity; protein binding. The transcript is spliced from 8 exons.